This is a messenger RNA of Ipomoea triloba (trilobed morning glory), 1515 nucleotides long. RefSeq lists its product as uncharacterized. The record is from RefSeq and is a predicted model, not a curated record. Lineage: Eukaryota; Viridiplantae; Streptophyta; Magnoliopsida; Solanales; Convolvulaceae. The coding region runs from base 1 to 1515 and encodes 504 amino acids. The transcript is spliced from 9 exons.
AUGAGGCUCAGAUUAGUAAAGACCUACGAAGUACCAGAAAAAAGAGGAGGAAAUCUGAUGAGAAGUAAAGAGUGUCUGUUUCACGAUGAUAAGGGAACUUACAUCCAUGCCAACAUUUCAAAGGAAGAGGUUGAAAAAUAUUCCAAAGUAUUUGAAGAGGGGAAGGUCUACUCUAUAAAGAACUUUCUGGUGGUGACUAACUACUACAAAUAUAAAACAACUACACACAAGUAUCUUAUCAAGUUCAACUACAAAACAGUAGUAAAAGAGAGUAAAAGCAGACAAUUUCCUACCCAUAUGCUUCGCAUUAAGUCGUUUGAAUCAUUGAGGAAUCCUGUUGAAGUCAAUGAAACUGAGCUAUUUGAUGUCAUAGGUCGAGUGGUAGAAAUUUAUUCUCCAGUGCAGAAGCUAAUUGAUGGAAAAGCAGUCACUCUAAUCGACUUCGUGAUUGCUGAUACACAGGACAUGCAUUUGAAAUGCACGGUAUGGGACGAGCAUGUUGCUCCUAUUCAUCAAUUCUACAACAUAGAUGUGAAACAACCUAUCAUUGUUGCCAUUCAACUCUGUAGGGCUAAGAUUGUAAAUGGUGAAGUCAGGAUUACUAGCUCCUAUGAUGCCACAAAACUGUGGAUUAAUCACAGUUUUGCUGAGUUUGCUGAAUUUAGGUCCAAACUGGCUGCUGAGAAUAGUCCACAUCGUAGUAUUACUACUACAACUGUUCUAUCUGACUCAACUGGCUUAGGUGAUCUCCAAAGUGGUUCUAUAACUAUCACCACUUUGUCUGAUUUGCUGAUGAAAGAGGAGGAUGGUGAGUACUAUGUCCCUGCUCAGAUUGUUGGUAUUCAGGGUUCCCGUAAAGGUGAUUGGUAUUACACAUCAUGCAUGUCACAAGGUUACAAUAAGAAGUUAAGCGUGAGAGAUAAAGGUCUCCUAAUUUGUGGCAAGUGCAACAAGAAGUGGGAAGAAGGAUGUGUUCGAUAUAAAGUGGUUGUGAGAGUGGUGGAUAAAAGAGAUGAUGCUCCCUUUUUACUUUGGGAUAGAGAGUGUGUAGAUUUGGUUGGGGUCCCAGCAAGCUUAUUGUUUGAAAAGUAUCUAAAGGUGGACAUUGACAUUCCACCAGAAUUGGAAUCACUAAUAGGAAUGUCAAUGAUCUUCAAGGUGUCACUAAAAAGAGACCAAAUGCAUGGACCUACUUCAGCAUAUAAUGUGAUGAGAGUUAUAAGGGAUCAGGCUUUAGUUGAUGAAUAUUGUUCUAGGCUCAAUGAUACCCAAGAGAAGGAUCUCAUUUCAAGAAUGAUUGAAGAAGAUGAUGAUGAUAGUUUUGACUCUGAUGAGUCUCAGGAAGGAUCGAAAGGUGAUGAAGUAAACAGCCCGGUGAAUGCCACUCAAGAGAAGGGAAAGGAGACAGACUCUGACAAUUCAGACACUAUCAAGAGGUGUCUAAUGGACCAAUUUUCUACAUCAACCAAACUGAAGAAGUCGAGGAUGGUGACUGUGAAGACUGAAAAGAUUUAA